UUAUAAGGCAAUGAAUCAAUGCUAGCUUCUUUCUGCUCACCUUUUAUAUGCUUGCCUUAUUUGUGGGUGUGAAAUCAUCUGCUGUCUUCAGUAAAAACAUGCAAAUAUGUGGUUAUGGGGUUUUGUACUUCUCCUUUUGAACAUACAGUAUUAAAAGAUAGGAGUAUUUUACAUUGUAUACUUUUUUCCUUUGCAAAAUAAUUUUCUUGCCAAUCGUGUGAAUAAUAGCAUAUUUGAUAAUUUAUUUACUUACUCUAAAUAUAGGAAAUGUCGACGAAUAAUGAAGCUAUUCCUUUGAGCAUCAUCAAGGAAAAAAUACGAAAUAAAUAUGUGGUUGUCAGAAUUUUGCGCUUAUGGGUUCAAAAAGAUAAAUUGGGCAAGGAAGGACUUGAAAUGAUCGUGAUUGAUGAAUGGGGCAACAAAAUUCAAGCAUCCGUCUCAACAGUGAACAAGAAUAAGUUUCAUGAGUUACUUAAAGAGGGACAAAUAACCGUUAUUAAAAACUUCCAAGUAGUGAAAAACAAUCCUAACUUUCAGCAUGCAAAAAUCAAUCAUGAGUGGAAAAUCAGUUUUACCUUUAGAACCAUUGUUUAUGAAUCAACUGAACGCCCGAAUAUUACUGAAAAUGGAUUUGAUUUCAUCCAUUUUCGAAAUAUUCAUUCACAUGAUCAAGAAUUGGUAUUGGAUAUUCUUGGGGAGGUAAAAACUGAAAAUAUUACCAUAGAUUGUGUUGAAAUGAAGCAUGGCAAAGCUAAGAAGUGUGACAUAACAUUGGCUGAUGCAGAUGGCACACAAGUAAUUUGCGUAUUGUGGGAAUCAUAUAAUAUAUAUCUAAAAUAA
Molecule: messenger RNA, 840 nt
Organism: Salvia miltiorrhiza (redroot sage)
Lineage: Eukaryota; Viridiplantae; Streptophyta; Magnoliopsida; Lamiales; Lamiaceae
Exons: 4
Coding region: 268-840 (190 amino acids)
Source: RefSeq, a predicted model, not a curated record